Molecule: messenger RNA, 721 nt
Organism: Nezara viridula (southern green stink bug)
Lineage: Eukaryota; Metazoa; Arthropoda; Insecta; Hemiptera; Pentatomidae
Source: the annotation of a GenBank genome assembly
CAGGAAGGCUCCGGUCUAGAUAACAAACUGUACUUUUCGUUGUUACUUAAUAACUACUAAGUAUUUGUAUUUACAUAGAUUAAGUACUUGUAGGUAGUUUUGUCGUUUCAAGUCAUUCAUAAUGUGGGCUGAUACUAUUUUAAUAGUUUUCAUAUCAAUUUGCACUGCAUUACUUGGAGAAGGUUUAACAUGGGUUAUGGUAUACAGGACUGAAAAAUAUCAGAAGUUGAAAACUGAAGUUGAAAAGCAGAGUAAAAGAUUAGAAAAAAGAAAAGAAGCUCAUGGAGAUUCCUUAGACCGGCAACACAAAAAGAAAAUUGAACGUGAAGAGGAAAAGUUGAAGAAUAACAAUCGAGACCUGUCUCUUGUUAAGAUGAAAUCAAUGUUUGCUAUUGGUUUUGCAUUUACUGCUCUUCUGAGUAUGUUUAACAGCAUAUUUGAUGGUAGAAUAGUAGCUAGAUUGCCAUUUGUACCUCUCUCAUGGAUUCAAGGAUUAUCUCACAGAAAUUUGCCUGGUGAAGAUUAUACAGAAUGCUCAUUUUUAUUUUUGUAUAUUCUGUGUACCAUGUCUAUCAGACAGAACAUACAAAAAAUGCUUGGAUUUGCACCAUCACGUACUGCAAGUAAGCAGUCUGGUGGACUUUUUGGACCUCCUCCACAACAGUUGCGAUGAGUCCCUUCUACUUCAUGUUGAUGCUCCAAUCAACAAAGCUAAAUUUAU